Molecule: messenger RNA, 462 nt
Organism: Fraxinus pennsylvanica
Lineage: Eukaryota; Viridiplantae; Streptophyta; Magnoliopsida; Lamiales; Oleaceae
Source: the annotation of a GenBank genome assembly
AUGCUCCAACUUCGUAAAGAACAACUUCUGCAAGGGAAGGCUAAGAUUGGGAAGAUGUCUCGUGAUCUUCAAGUAAAAUAUGAGUUGCUUGAAUUAGCAAGUAAUACGUUUUCUUUGAUAGCUUAUCUAAAUUAUUUUUGUGGUACCACGGCUUGGGAUGCCGUUGGUCACCGCAAGGUACCUGCUGAGUGCAAUUUGGUUUCACCACCGAGGCUUCGUCCUCCAAUGGGCGUCAACAUUCGUUUCGUGGCUUCUGGUUGUGCGUCUUUCCAUUGUGUGGGCGCUGCUACACAUGGCGUCGUAAUGAGGCAUGUUAAGUUGCUAAAUGUGGCUAUUAUUUGUUUCUAUCAUAGUGCUGGUCCUUCCAUUUCUUCGUUUUUAUUGCAUUAUCAAUUAAGCAGAUUCACAACUGUAACAUGCGCAGAAGGGACAGCUUGGUCAUGGAGAUACAAUUCAGCGUGA